Molecule: messenger RNA, 2204 nt
Organism: Artibeus jamaicensis (Jamaican fruit-eating bat)
Lineage: Eukaryota; Metazoa; Chordata; Mammalia; Chiroptera; Phyllostomidae
Gene: ADM2
Product: adrenomedullin 2
Exons: 2
Coding region: 173-601 (142 amino acids)
Biological process (GO): adenylate cyclase-activating G protein-coupled receptor signaling pathway; positive regulation of heart rate; regulation of systemic arterial blood pressure
Source: RefSeq, a predicted model, not a curated record
UUAGCUCUGCAGGUGCGAAGGCUCUGUCCCAAGCAGGGUGGACAGACGGACAGACGCAGGUGCCAGCCUGCCCGCCCCCACCUGGAGGCCUCCCCUCGGAAGGGCGGCUCCAGGCCAGCCCCCACCCCAACUCCGCUCCCUCCGGCUCCCGCUGGCCUCCAGCCCCACCGCCAUGGCCCGGCUCCUGCUGGCAGCCCUCGGCUGCACCAGCCUCCUCCACCUGCAGCUCCCCGACGCGCUGUCUGGCUGCCAGGGCAGGAGCCCGAGGCCCGCCCAGCCCAGCGGGCCUCCAGCCCGGACGCCCUCCAGGAGGCUGCAGCCCCGGCACCUUGCACCGUGGCCUGACACCCGGAAGCCACACCAGGCCCUACAGCCACAGAGGGGUGCCAGCCUGUCCCCUGCUGUGGGUCGGCCUCUCUGGAAGGGUCCCCGCCGACGCUCGGGCCCCCCGAGGCCCAGAGCCCCACUCCUGCGGGUGGGCUGUUUGCUGGGCACCUGCCAAGUGCAGAACCUCAGCCACCGCCUGUGGCAGCUCAUCGCCUCAGCCGGCCCGCGAGACCCGGCCCCCGUGGACCCCAGCAGCCCCCGCAGCUAUGGCUGAUGCGGGGCAGGCCAUGCCCCUGCGGGUCCCAGCCAGGUGCUCUACCCCAACCCCAGAGCUGCAGCUAAGCCCCAGCCCAGCUCAGCCCCCGGGGCUCCUGCAGACAGUGGUCGCUCCAUCACUGGAGGGAGGGGACAUGGAGGAGACCUAGCCACACACCCACCAGGUGCCGCAGCCUUGAGCAGGUUUGGACAGGUGGACGCAGGUACACAUGUGUCCCCAGGCAGGUCUAUGGGCAGAGCCCAGAUGCCCGGGGCUCUGUGCACGGCAGGGGUGGGCCCCCCCGGGUGGUCAGAGGUGGCCAGAACGUUGAAGGGCUUCAGGGGGAGAAGUCUGCUGAAGGGCACAGCAGGCGUCCAUCCAGACCACACAGCACCCCCUCUGGGCCAGCGGGGGGCAGGGGCCCGGGGGGCCCGACGGCAUCGCCCUUCCUGCUCGGCCCACUGUCAAGUCAAACCCAGCUCUGGGCCUGCCUGGGGGCCCGGCUCUAGGUCCUCCUUCCCCUGCCCGUGGGGCUGGGAGGGCAGUGGAAAGGGGGACCCCACCUCGGGCCCCAGGGCCGGCUGAGGGGCCGGGCUGUGCUGAGCAGACCUGGGCCCAGGCUGCAGUGAAGGCCCCAGUCUCACCUUGUGGGGGGCUGCAGAGGAGGGCCAGGGGUUUCCGAGCCACGGUGUGCUCUGGGGCAGAGCAGAGAGGAACACACCUCCCCCUCCUCAGGCCAGGCAGGCUGGCUUGGGGACAAGAUCUCCCAGCAGAAAUAGCUCGAUGCAAUCAGAACCGCCACCACUGCCAGGGCUGGGGUGGGGAGGGCCCGCGGGGGGGGGGGCAACGCAGGCUCUCUCCCCCCACCCCUGCCCUGGCUGUGGUGGGACUCAGUGGGACCAGGUGUGAGCACAGCAGGAGGGUGGACCCAGCAUGUCAGGAACCUGAGGAGGGGACUGGUGCACAGCCAGCGUGCUCCUCGUGCUCUCGCGAGUGUCCCCCAGGUGGGGCCUUUACCCGUCAGGACAACAGAACCUGUUGGGGACCCCGAGGUGCUGGCACCCCAGGCCAGACGGGCAUGACCUGGGGUCCGAAAAGGCGGCCUCUUUCACUUAGCAACCCCUAUACACAGCACUUAGUGUGUUCGCAUUGGGCUGCAUCACUCUUUCGGCCGCCCCACGAGGGGGCACAGUCAUUAUCCCAACUUCAGGGACAGAAACUGCAGCUGCCGAGGUCAGGGGCAAAGCCACGUCUGUGCAGGCCCACCCACAGAGCCCAAGCUCUGGGUCAAGGGCAGGAGACUCCUGAAGCACCUACCUGGGCCUCACCUGGGCUCGCUCCUCCACCUCAGGGAUCACCUGGCCAGCUAAGGCACCUGCCCUCCCCCGGGCCCUGGGGAAGAGUUCAGGCUGCUGCCUGGCCUGCUGGAGCAGCCGGAGACCUCCAUGCUGAGGGCGACGGGCUAAGGACCUCACGGUCCCCCGAGGGGGACCAGUCCCCUCACACACAGGACGUGCCGGGGGCGGGGGGGCCGGGGGAAGCCACUGUGAAGCAGCUCCAUGAGGCUGGCACUUGCCGGCUUGCCUCAGAGCACGGGCCUGUGGCCACUGAGGGGUGUCGG